AUGAAAGAUGAUUCUGUCCAUCAACAAGAGCCGCCACAGAUAAAGGAUGAUUCAGUACUCGGCAUAGAACAGUACCAGAUGGAAACUAAUCCAGUACUUGACUUCCAGCAUCAUCAGAUGAGAGCUCCCUUCUCACAGUGUACAGACAGACAUCUUGGCACUCAAUACGACAAUCAAGCAUUUGAAGGAGAAGGAACAGCCUCUUGUGAAAUCAACAACAAUAUGACUGACAAUAGUCUGCGUCAAAGAAGCAAAGCUACCGAAGAUGACUCAGCUCAUCAAAUAAUCAUUGAGGUAGGUGAAGCUCCAACGAAACCACUCAUUUACGGGUUAACCGCCACUCCACCAGUUCACUUUCUGAUAUUGUUUGCGCUGCAGCAGAGUUUCCUGGCUAUUUCGACUCCCCUGGGAACAGCAGUCAUUGUCGCUGAGGCAGUUUGUGCCCAGGAGGAAGCUUCAAUCAAGGUGAGAAUACUCAGUUCUACAAUGCUGAUGAUGGGUCUGUCCACUUUUGCCAUCACGACCUUCGGAGUUAGAUUACCAAUUUUCCAGGGACCAUCUGUGUCGUAUAUUAUUCCUCUCAUUAUUAUGAUGGCCAUGCCAGAAUUCAAGUGCCCUGAAACUUUCACCGUUACAGAUCCUGAGACAAACAUAACUGUUCUUAUGGCGGAUAUUGGCAACAAUACACUGGUCCGGAAUGAAGACAUUGCUAUCGCCAGAAUAAAUGCAUACGCUGGUAGCUUGAUGAUAUCUGGUGGAGUCCACUUUCUAAUCGGUCCCGUGACCAUUGUACCAGUGGUUUUGUUAUUUGGAAUUUACAUACAUAAGGUGGUUGUUGGUUUUGCCGAAAGCAACUGGCCGGUAGCAGUAAUUACAGCUGGAAUGUGUAUUAUUCUAUCACUGUAUCUUAGCAAUCGGAGCACUCCUAUACCCUUCUGGAGUAAGAAUCGGGGUUUCCACAUCAUCUGGCAGCCUCUUCACCAAACAUUCUCAAUUCUUUUAAGUAUUAUAACAGGAUGGAUUGUCAGUUAUAUCAUGACCGAAUAUGGGGCACUCUCAAAAGACCCCAGCAGCAAAGAAUUCAACGCUAGAACAGAUGCUCGCCUACACGUCCUUACAGACACAGCCUGGUUCCUUUACCCGUACCCUGGUCAGUUCGGAGCUCCCACGUUCAGCAGUGCAGCUCUGGUCAGUUUCAUGGUCAGUACAAUUCUCUCCAUUUUGGACUCUAUAGGUGACUACAGUGCCAGUGCAAAGAUAGCCAGGGCGCCUCCCCCGCCAAGUUUUGCUCUCAACAGAGGGAUAGCAGUUGAGGGGCUGAUGAGUUUCCUUAGCGGAAGUCUUGGUUGUGGGCACGCCACUGUAUCUUAUGGAGAAAACAUUGGUGCCAUGAGUAUCAGCAAAGUUGCCAGUCGCAGCGUUUUUCAAGUCGUCGGCGUUAUUUAUAUUGUCUGUGCCUUUCUGGGAAAACUUGGUGCCUUUUUCUCCACAAUUCCUUAUUCAGUGAUCGGUGGUUCUCAAAUUGUUACCUUUGGAAUUCUUAUCGGCAUCAUUAUGUCGUACUUACAACUCAUCGAUCUAAACUCGCUUCGUAACAUGAGCAUUAUAGGAAUGGCACUCCUUCUGGGAAUGAUGCUCCCAUACUGGUGCACUAAGAACUCUGGUAGCAUCGACACGGGAAACGCAGAGCUCAACAACAUCAUCAUCCUCUCGUUGUCGAAUCCGUCUUUUGUUGGUGGCAUUUUUGCUUGUUUCCUGGACAAUACUGUGCCGGGCACGCUGAAGGAGCGAGGGAUUUUGAGCCAACUUAAAAACGGUGCUUCAAGUGGUAAAGACGAUGCUGCAGGAGAUUAUGACCAUGGUAUUGAAGUUUACCGGUUGCCGUGGAUACCAAAUAGUUUCCGAAAAACGAGGUUGGCUAGAAUUAUACCUCUUUUUGACUUGUCUGAAUAG
This is a messenger RNA of Candidula unifasciata, 1953 nucleotides long. The record is from the annotation of a GenBank genome assembly. Lineage: Eukaryota; Metazoa; Mollusca; Gastropoda; Stylommatophora; Geomitridae.